This is a messenger RNA of Episyrphus balteatus (marmalade hoverfly), 669 nucleotides long. RefSeq lists its product as uncharacterized. The transcript has a single exon. The record is from RefSeq and is a predicted model, not a curated record. Bases 1 to 669 code for a protein of 222 amino acids. Gene Ontology annotation, molecular function: nucleic acid binding. Gene Ontology annotation, biological process: DNA integration. NCBI's taxonomy places the organism in Eukaryota, Metazoa, Arthropoda, Insecta, Diptera, Syrphidae.
AUGUUUGGAGUUCCGAACAUAAUCCAUUCUGACAAUGGAAAACAAUUUGUCGGAAAAGAGUUCCAAAAUCUUAUUACCAAAUAUGGAAUAAGACAUUUUAAAACCGCUUUUUAUAUACCGCAAUCGAACGCCCCGGAAAGGGUUAACCGCUCGUUGUUGGCUGCCAUCCGAUCAUACCUUAAAAAUGAUCAAAGAGAAUGGGAUACGCACCUUGGCGAUAUUGCGUGUGGGUUAAGGAGUGCAGUUCAUAGUGCUACUGGUGUAUCCCCAUAUUAUGCUUUAUUUGGCACUAAUAUGAUGAUGCACGGUAGUAGUUAUGAACUUGCGAAAAAGUUGAACGCGAUGGACGACAACGAGUUGUUAAUUCUUCCCCGACAAAGCCGAUUACAAUGCAUCCGAAAUCAAAUUCGUGAAAAUAUUUCAAAAGCAAAUGAGAAAUCGGCGAAAAUAUACAAUGUCCGAACGAAAAAUACAAGAUAUGUGCCUGGACAAGAAGUUUAUCGACGGAACUUCAUACUGAGUGAUUCCUCAAAAUAUUUGUCAUCGAAACUUUCGCCGAAAUACGUUAAAUGCCGAAUAAUUAAACAAAUUGGAAACAAUAUGUACGAAUUAGAAAAUCUAAAUGGCAAAAGAAUUGGAGUAUUUCAUGCAAAGGAUUUAAAACAAUGA